Molecule: messenger RNA, 7609 nt
Organism: Myxocyprinus asiaticus (Chinese sucker)
Lineage: Eukaryota; Metazoa; Chordata; Actinopteri; Cypriniformes; Catostomidae
Product: syndecan-3-like
Exons: 5
Coding region: 268-1512 (414 amino acids)
Biological process (GO): cell migration
Cellular component (GO): membrane; cell surface
Source: RefSeq, a predicted model, not a curated record
CCUGCUUCCACAUCCAUCAGGUCUCAACCAUUAAAGUCAGAAGGGAGGAAAUCACGAGAGGCCGUACUCGCGUGCUGCUCCUCGGUCAUCGUGUGGUUUAGCAGGAUUAGCGCGUGCCAUACGAGAUCACGGGCAGACGGAUGUACCGACGGCCGCCUGCCCUGAAGUUGGAUACCGAAAACUGAGCGAAAGGUUUACUCCUGCUAUCUUAAAGAGGAAAGCCGAGGCGAUAGCGCGAGCCCCGCGUAGAGCUGCGUUUGGAGCACCAUGAAGCUCCCGUGCUGGAUAGCGCUCGCGCUCUUGCUGGCGCAGACUACACUGGCACAGCGACGUACAUCUCGACCGGUAGAUGAGGAGAGCUCUGGAGAUGAAUUUUAUGACGAUGAGGACUUCUUCUCUGGUUCUGGCUCUGGAUUUCCAGAUAUGCCAACUGAAGCAGGUGUGUCUGUCACUACAGAGGAGCCCCUCCCACUUUCCACAACACAGGCCACUGGCCCCGCCCCGUCAGCCUCCCCAGCUGCAGAGCCCAGUAGCCCACCUCCACCUGAGGUAGAACGAGAGGGCGAUAUGAGGCAAGAGGUGGACAGAGAGAGAAAAAUUGAAAUGGAGAAAAAGGAGGAGGAGUUUGAAGAGGAAAUGAAGAGGCAGAAAGAGCGGGAUAGAGAGCGAGAAAGAGAAUCUGGGAAAGAAAGGAAAUGGGAAGCAGAUACAGUGCAGCAAAGAGAAAAGGAACAAGAGAAAUCAAAGGCUACCGUCGCACCUCGACUUACUGAAGUUCCUGUGGUAGCUAUGGAUUCCUCUACAACUCUGGGUGAAACUACAGUGGCCUCUAGUGACUUGGAGGAUCUCAGCACCACAGAAGAAGAGGCUGAUCUGUUCAUUACUACAGAAAUGACCAUGUCGGAGCCAACCAGCACCACAGAGACCACAACAGAUGAAAUAACAACCACCGAAGUUCUACCCACCACCGUUGCCUCAACCACUGCCAAGCCAACCAGAUUACGUCCUGCCCCGACCACUCCCAGUACUGCCCCUGUACGGCCACGACAACCACAGACCACCCCCAGUAGAGCUGAGAGCAGCUCUCGUUCAGUGAUGACCUCAACAGUACAGACACAAACACCAGCCGAGACUGUAAAUAAUGAAGUUGCAGGAGCAGACCCAAGCGGUGAUUUUGAAAUCCGUGAGGAUGAUGGUCGCCAAGGCAACGAAGUUGGGCGAGGCAAAGGGGCGCCUGGUGUGGCAGCAGAACCAGAUUUGACUGGCAACGCGUUAGAUGCAGCUGGAAGUUCUGCCACUCAGCUUCCACAGAAGAACAUCCUGGAGAGGAAGGAGGUUUUGAUAGCUGUGAUUGUUGGAGGUGUAGUCGGGGCACUCUUCGCCGCAUUCCUCGUCAUGUUACUCGUCUACCGGAUGAAAAAGAAAGAUGAAGGAAGCUACACACUUGAGGAGCCUAAACAAGCCACCGUCACCUACCAGAAACCAGACAAGCAAGAGGAAUUCUAUGCCUAACAACCAUACAUUUUCUCCCCUCCAUCUCUCCAACCUUCUCCCCUCUUUAUCAGAUCCCCCUCCCUCUCUUCUCCCUUUCAUCUCUCACCCUUUUCCUUUGAUCCCUUUCUUCCCUGAUUUCCCCAUGAGAGUUCCUCUCACUCCACAGACUCAGAACUUUCUUUUUUCAAAAAAAAAAAGAAGAAAAAAAAACUGAAAAAGAUCAACGUUAAAAAACCAGAAGUUGCUUUAGGUGGGGUUUUGGGUGGGACAGGGCCAGUGAAGGGUGGGGGGGUGUCUAGACAUACACAGAGAGAAAAAAAAUUCUUUUUUAAAAACAUGUUAUUAUUGAUAUGUUUAGGAUCGUUGUUCUAUGAAAUUAUGACCUGAAUCUUUUUGUAAAGACACUGCGUUUCUUAUUUGUUUCUGCACAAUAUUCCUCUCAGACUGAAAACAUGGGAGCAAAAUAAAAAAAGCAUGAAAAAAUAAGGGAGAGAAAAUGAAGACAGAGGGGGUCAUGGAGUGAGGGAGAAAAUAAGAGUUGCUUGAGAAAAGGAGAGAGACGUAGAUGAGGAAUUUUAGACCUUACUCGAAAUGCUCUCCUGUCACCAAGGUCAGUGAUCCAACAUUGUGUGGUACCUUCCAGUUCCCUGGUGCUACAGACUGAGCGCGACCAGAGAAUAAUGUGUAUCUGUGUGUGUGUAUAUUUGCGCCUGUGCGUGUGAUGUAUGUCUAAGGUGCACUUAUGACCUGAGCCUAGAUACACACACACAUACACGCACAAAUGCACACUCACACGCACAGACUGACUCCCUCCGCUGGUGAGAGUGUGUGUCAGCACGACAGGCCUCGUACCGUCUAUUUGGAACAGAGAGCCCGAAACAAGUUCAAUGUUUAACACAGCACAUAAAAACACUGCAGAUUUGCUGUGAGGGAGCGCAUGCAUAGAUUCAGAGGACUAGCUUCUCCUCUGCACUGUAUAAAGAUUUUAGUAAUCAAUAGUAAUAAUCAAUAAUAUAUCAGCAGCUCUGAAUGGAAGGAAAAUGAUGAUCAUAAUAUUCAUAGUGAAGGAUAUUAUCUAUUUAGCCUGUGUAGUAAGGUUUUAUUGGUGUAAAUAUCAACUCAACUUUUUGUUUUAUCAUGCUUUUAACCAUGCUAUUGUACUAAAAAAAUUGCACACACACGCUAUUGAUAUCCACCCAAACAUCUACACAUUACCAUUGCAAUCUACAUUGUGAACUAUUUUUGUCAGCUGAACCCAGAGAAAUCAGCCCAGUGAAAUGCGUAAACCUUUCCCUCAGUGGUUUGGUAUUUUAAAGGUCAUUAGAUCAAAUCUCUGGUUUUUGUGCACACCCAAACACAGAAUUGCACAUUUUCUCAUUCACAAAUGUCACACAAAAAAUCUUUCUGAUGGACGGUCAUUUUGUCAGCUCAAGACUUCUUUAAGAUAAGACAUAGGAAGUUGUUGAUAUGGUACUUGUGAAGAUUAGGUUUAUGUUGAUGGAACAUUAUCGCUGUGGUUAACAGAUGCAAGGCAAACAUUAAACUUAAUGGUCCAGAAGAAAUAUCUAACCAAGGUAUCUGAGCUGAAAGCCUUUAAUGAAGCAGGAAGGACAAAAAUAAUUGCUGUGUUUUUUGUUUUUCUCAGUGGCUUUGUUUUUGUUGAAAUAUGUCAUGGCUUGUGAUACAUCUAAUUUAUUCAAGCAAAAUUACUAGAAAUGCAUUAAUUAGCAAUAACAAGCUAUCAACGACAGAACACUCAGAUGUUAUCACCUGACUCUGUGGUUGACGUGCUCAGAAUGUAUGUGAGAUGUCAUAAGGUGAGACGUCCGCGUUACUCACAGCUGUAGCUCAAGAAGUGAGCGAAAAUUGACAAUUAGUACAUAUCAUUUUAAAUAUUUAAACAUGUAACAGUAACAGUGUAGCAUUUGGAAUGGGCUGUGUGCUUAGCAACAUUGUCACACAGACUUAAAAACCAGUGAAUCCUCAAUAUUUACACAGUAAAAGACAUUUAGAAAACGCUCUAGCCCUAUUUGGACGGCGGUUAUUUUACAUGGGGACGUGAGGUAAUUCCAGCAUUUAUAGGGGGUAGUCAGUGAUUUUAUUGGCGUCCGCAUCCGAAAUGUCUGUGUUUUUCUUCCACCUCCCUCCCGCUAGAAAAUUCCCGGCCAAAUUACCUACUGUUUUUUGAUAAACACCAAGGUCAUGUGGUAAUUUAAUUACCGUCUGAAUCCACAUCUCUGAAUUUAUUAUCCAAAAGCCGUUUUGGAAAUCUUUUUUGACCACUGCUAAGUGCCGUACGUUUGCGCUGCGCUUUGUAACAGCUCUGUCUAAUGGACAGUUGUGAAAGAUGGAGGAUUGUGUAACAGAAUUUGUUUUAUAAUAAUAAAAUUAUGUCGCCACUCCACCACAGUGAGUAGGAGCUCUUAAGUAGAAAGGAAAGAAAAACGAGGAUCAGAUCACGUAAACUUUUUAAAUGGUCCUUUAUUAUGGCAGCAAUGUAAUAAAAUGUUAAUAUAUUACAUUAUAAUGUAGAAACGUUUACUAAAUACAUUUAUACAUAGGGCUUGCAUGACUACUCGUUUAUACGGGUCAAGUAUUCCCAGAAAAUUUUCUAUCUUAUUUAAAAGGUUUAAUUUCCACCACAUAAGAAAAUAAUUUUUACCAUAGCUCCUCAAAUUUCAUUUGAACUAUCUUUACUGUCUUUGAUUUGUGAAGCUUCUAUAGCUGCUUCAUGCGCUUAGGAGAGAGAAAGCGGCGCAACUGAGGUGAUGCGGGUGAUGAAACAUGCGUACCCCCAUUGACAGACUGAUUUGGCUGAUAAACAGAUUGAUAAACAGUCUUGACCCUACAGUUCUUGAUUCGUUUAAUUGCUCUUCGCAAGAAUUUUGGCUUGCUCCGUAUGUGAAAAUGUACACUGUAUAUGUUUGCAGCACGGUUCCCUCAUGCUUUAAAAACUUAUUUUUACUUUAGCGUAAUUCCAAACAUAUUUAAACGCAAAUACAGUGGACACAGUUUGUGGAUUGAUGAAUUUUCCAUAUAACAAGCACAACUGCAAACAUGUGAUCUACAAAAAGUCUCGCUCGUCCCCUGUGAUUUAAUUGUCAUCCGAAUGCAUGAGUUUUAUCACUGAGGGGCCAUGAAAAUGUACUUUUACAGAUGUCACCCUGAGAAACAGUUGCCGUCAGAAUAGGGCACUAUUUAUAAAAAUAUCGCUAAGCUGAGGGUAAAGCUGACCUAACACUAAAUAUGACAUCAGAUAGCUUCCUACUAUAUCACUAAUCAUGCAUUUAGAAUGGUAAUGAUUUUUUACAUGAGAGAUCUACCCAUAAGGCACACUUGAGCAUAAUAAAUCAGUUAACUAUUAACUUAGUGUGUGUACUAGAGAACAUUAAAGACUCCACACUGUUUUCUUUGAUCAUUUAGGGGUGGAGGGGGAAAUCAGAGAUAGGGUUGCAUCCAUAUGGGGCAGUUGUGCUUCAAUCUAAGAUUGUAAUGUCACACCUGUGCAACUGUACUUGUAGCUUGAAUAUUGUACUCUCUAAGCUGUAUGAUCAUGUUCUUUGAGUGUAAGAGUGUAUAUGUGAGUAUUUGCUUGUUUAAAUGCAUCUGCAAGUGUUUUGCCUUCCCAAGCAGUUCUUCCAUUGUGGGGAUAUAUUCCCUUCACCCCACACUUAAGUCACUCUAUGACACAAUUGCACAAACACUUAAAAGCAUAUUGGGUGAUUCUCACAAAACCUGUCUAGAACAUUUCCUGGUCCUAUUUUACUCUAAAAUCAUAGCAAAUAAGAAAUUAUAUUUUGCAUAUAGAAAAUACAGCCUAUUUUAGGGACAUUUACGAUUUUUUUAACAUUGUGAAUUAUUUUCAUUACAGUUACGCAGAUUUUACCCCUGAUUUCUCAUUACCACAAUGUGAAAAAAGAUGGUAAUUAUGAAAUUGUCAUUACCAUAAUGCGAGAAAAGAUGAUCAUUAAGAUACUCUCAUUAUUGCAAUAUGAAAAAAGAUGGUUAUUGUGAUAUUCUUAUUAUUACAAUGCAAACAAAGAUGGUAAUUGUAAAAUUUUAAUUACUGCAAUGCGAUAAAAGAUAGUCAUUAUUAUUCUCUCAUUACCGCAAUACGAAAAAGAUGGUUGUUAUAAUAUUGUCAUUACCGCAGUGCGAGAAAAGAUGGUUGUUCUGAUAUUCUCAUUACCGCAAUGCAAAAAAGAUAGUCAUUAUGAUUCUCUCAUUAUCACAAUGCGAAAAAAGAUGGUUCUGAAAUUCUCAUUACCGCAAUGCAAAAAAAGAUAGUCAUUAUGAUUCUCUCAUUAUCACAAUGCGAAAAAAGAUGGUAGUUAUGAUAUUCUCAUUACCGCAAUGCAAAAAAGAAAAUGGUUAUUGUGAUAUUCUCAUUACUGCAAUGUGAGAAAGAUGGUCAUUAUGAUACUCUUAUUAACGCAGUCCGGAAAAAAAUAUGGUUAUUGUGAUAUACUCAUUACCGCAAUGCAAAAAAAGAUGGUCAUUAUGAUUCUCUCAUUACCACAAUGCGAAAAUAGAUGGUUGUUAGAAUAUUCUCAUUACCGCAAUGUGAAAAGAUGGUUAUGAUUCUCUCAUUACCACAAUGCGAAAAAAGAUGGUUCUGAAAUUCUCAUUACUGCAAUGCAAAAAAAGAUAGUCAUUAUGAUUCUCUCAUUAUCACAAUGCGAAAAAAGAUGGUAGUUAUGAUAUUCUCAUUACCGCAAUGCAAAAAAGAAAAUGGUUAUUGUGAUAUUCUCAUUACUGCAAUGUGAGAAAGGUGGUCAUUAUGAUACUCUUAUUAACGCAGUCCGGAAAAAAAUAUGGUUAUUGUGAUAUACUCAUUACCGCAAUGCAAAAAAAAGAUGGUCAUUAUGAUACUUGAAAAAUGUGAGAAAAAAAAUCUAUUAUUUAAUUGCAAAGUAUUUAUACAUCAUAGUAUUACUCCCUUGGUACUGCCUUUUAAUUUUUUGCUGAUUUAAAUUUUUAAAAAUCAUUGUACAACAGCAUCUUUUUUACUUUAAUUCAGUAAAACAAUGAUGGUGUUAAUAAGAAUCAUCAUUGAAAAUAAUGGUAAAAGUGAAACCUCCGGACACGUUAAGGUAAUGAGAAUUGGGGGGGGGGGGGGGGAAUUGUGUUGAAAUGUCCUGAAAAUAAUGUCACAGUUCAAUAAAUCUUAAUAGACUUUAAUGUAGGCAAAAUUAGUAUUUUGUAUUAAUUUAGGGUUAAAUAUGACCAGGACGUUUUCUUGACAGGUUUCGUGAGAAUCUCCCUAUUACCUAGCAUCACAGCCUAGAGCCUCUAAUUAGGACCUAGAGGAAUUCAUGACCUGCACACCUUUGAAUAAAAUGCUGUAUUGAGAGUUAGUUUUCUGGACACUGAGAAACCCAAUAUUCUUGUCCUAAAGGUUCCAUAUUUAGUUCAGAAUUUGUCUUCAGUUGUUUCGAAAAACUGACCCUACCACUGUUACUUCAAAUACUUACAAAACCCCAGCAAUCAUUAGUGUCUAAUUGGAAUAUAGACUUGAAUAAUGUUAAUCAAAUGCUUUUGUGCUUAACAGGCCUACAAUUAGUAUGAAAUUCAGGUGUGAAGACAUAAUGAUUGUUUAAUGAAAGAUUCCUUUUUAAAGAAAAAUAGGCUUUUUCAAGCUUUUAGUGCUGGAGGUUAAUAUUUAGAUCAAAUUGUUCACAGCUUUCACCCCACCUGUCCUACAGUCUAAUUUUUACAUGUGACCAACACAUACACACGUCCUUGUGAAGCACCCACCUCCCAACAACAACCAUGCACCUGUCCACUCGGGUAUGUGUGGAGGUCACUGUGUGAUAAUGUUAUGGAUGUCAGUGGAACUUUGAGUUUGCAUUGCUGUCUUUUCUACUCGUUUUUACCUGUCACUCUUUCUAUUCAUAGCCAAAAAUGAGGUGGGCCUUCCUGUGUCUGUGUGCCAAUCACAGACCAGCAUGGUCCUGGUCUGAUGGUCGCCCAGCGUGCUUUUAUACAUACUAAUUUUUUAAAGAAAUUUUUUGUUUUUGUUUUUUGUUUUUUCUCAUUGGUUGAUUUGUGUAUAAAGAGGCAAAGUUCUGUCACUAAUAUGCCACUCUAUUCUAAAUAAAAACCUGACUGGUUA